AUGAGCGGCAGCGGCGGCCCCGCCGCCCCCGCCGCGUCCUCCGGCCCCGCCGCCCCGGCCGGCGCGGGGGGCGCGGGCUGCGGGGGCGGCGCGGGCGAGGGCCCCGAGGAGGCGGCCAAGGACCUGGCCGACAUCGCCGCCUUCUUCCGAUCCGGGUUUCGAAAAAACGAUGACAUGAAAGCAAUGGAUGUUUUGCCAAUUUUAAAGGAAAAAGUGGCCUACCUUUCAGGCGGCAGAGACAAGCGUGGAGGCCCCAUCCUUACGUUCCCAGCCCGCAGCAACCACGACAGAAUACGGCAGGAGGACCUCCGGAGGCUCAUUUCCUACCUCGCCUGUAUCCCCAGUGAGGAGGUGUGCAAGCGCGGCUUCACGGUCAUCGUGGACAUGCGCGGGUCCAAGUGGGACUCCAUCAAGCCCCUGCUGAAGAUCCUGCAGGAGUCCUUCCCCUGCUGCAUCCACGUGGCCCUCAUCAUCAAGCCCGACAACUUCUGGCAGAAACAGAGGACUAACUUCGGCAGUUCUAAAUUCGAAUUUGAGACAAAUAUGGUCUCUUUAGAAGGCCUUACCAAAGUAGUUGAUCCUUCUCAGCUCACCCCCGAGUUCGAUGGCUGUCUGGAAUACAACCACGAGGAGUGGAUCGAAAUCAGGGUGGCUUUUGAAGACUACAUCAGCAACGCCACCCACAUGCUGUCUCGGCUGGAGGAGCUGCAGGACAUCCUGGCCAAGAAGGAGCUGCCCCAGGACUUGGAGGGGGCCCGGAACAUGAUCGAAGAACAUUCCCAGCUGAAGAAGAAGGUGAUUAAGGCCCCCAUCGAGGACUUGGAUUUAGAGGGACAGAAGCUGCUGCAGAGAAUCCAGAGCAGCGACAGCUUCCCCAAAAAGAACUCGGGCUCGGGCAACGCGGACCUGCAGACCCUCCUGCCCAAGGUGUCCGCCAUGCUAGACCGGCUGCACUCGACGCGGCAGCACCUGCACCAGAUGUGGCACGUGAGGAAGCUCAAGCUGGACCAGUGCUUCCAGCUGCGGCUGUUUGAACAGGAUGCUGAGAAGAUGUUUGACUGGAUCACACACAACAAGGGCCUGUUUCUGAACAGCUACACCGAGAUCGGGACCAGCCACCCACACGCCAUGGAGCUGCAGACACAGCACAGCCAUUUCGCCAUGAACUGCAUGAACGUGUAUGUGAACAUCAACCGCAUCAUGUCGGUGGCCAGUCGCCUGGUGGAGUCCGGCCACUACGCCUCGCAGCAGAUCAAGCAGAUCGCCAACCAGCUGGAGCAGGAGUGGAAGGCCUUCGCCGCCGCCCUGGACGAGCGCAGCACCUUGCUGGACAUGUCAUCCAUUUUCCACCAGAAGGCCGAGAAGUAUAUGAGCAACGUGGACUCGUGGUGCAAGGCGUGCGGCGAGGUGGACCUGCCCUCAGAGCUGCAGGACCUGGAGGACGCCAUCCACCACCACCAGGGCAUAUACGAGCACAUCACCCUGGCCUACUCCGAGGUGAGCCAGGACGGGAAGUCGCUGCUCGACAAGCUGCAGCGGCCCUUGACCCCUGGCAGCUCCGACUCCCUGACGGCCUCUGCCAACUACUCCAAGGCCGUGCACCACGUCCUGGACGUGAUCCACGAGGUGCUGCACCACCAGCGGCAGCUGGAGAACAUCUGGCAGCACCGCAAGGUCCGGCUCCACCAGAGGCUGCAGCUGUGCGUCUUCCAGCAGGAUGUCCAGCAGGUGCUGGACUGGAUCGAGAACCACGGAGAGGCGUUCCUGAGCAAGCACACGGGCGUGGGGAAGUCUCUUCAUCGGGCCAGAGCUUUGCAGAAGCGCCAUGAAGAUUUCGAAGAAGUCGCGCAGAACACGUACACCAACGCAGAUAAACUGCUAGAAGCAGCGGAGCAGCUGGCUCAGACCGGGGAAUGUGACCCCGAAGAGAUUUAUCAGGCCGCCCAUCAGCUCGAAGACCGGAUCCAAGACUUCGUUCGGCGCGUCGAGCAACGGAAGAUCCUGCUGGACAUGUCGGUGUCCUUUCACACCCACGUGAAGGAGCUCUGGACGUGGCUGGAGGAGCUGCAGAAGGAGCUGCUGGACGACGUGUACGCCGAGUCGGUGGAGGCCGUGCAGGACCUCAUCAAGCGCUUCGGCCAGCAGCAGCAGACCACCCUGCAGGUGACCGUGAACGUGAUCAAGGAGGGCGAGGACCUCAUCCAGCAGCUGAGGGACUCGGCCAUCUCCAGCAACAAGACCCCACACAACAGCUCCAUCAGCCACAUCGAGACAGUGCUGCAGCAGCUGGACGAGGCGCAGGCGCAGAUGGAGGAGCUCUUCCAGGAGCGCAAGAUCAAGCUGGAUCUCUUCCUGCAGCUGCGCAUCUUCGAGAGGGACGCCAUCGAUAUCAUCUCGGACCUGGAGUCCUGGAACGACGAGCUCUCUCAGCAGAUGAACGACUUUGACACGGAGGAUCUCACCAUCGCUGAGCAGCGCCUGCAGCACCACGCGGACAAGGCCCUGACCAUGAACAACCUGACCUUCGACGUCAUCCACCAAGGGCAAGACCUGCUGCAAUAUGUCAACGAGGUGCAGGCCUCCGGUGUGGAGCUGCUCUGUGACAGGGACGUCGACAUGGCCACUCGGGUCCAGGACUUGCUGGAAUUUCUCCACGAGAAACAGCAGGAGCUGGACUUGACCGGGGAGCAGCAUCGGAAGCACCUGGAGCAGUGUGUGCAGCUGCGCCACCUGCAGGCCGAAGUGAAGCAGGUGCUGGGCUGGAUCCGCAACGGGGAGUCGAUGCUGAAUGCGGGGCUGAUCACGGCCAGCUCGCUGCAGGAGGCGGAGCAGCUGCAGCGGGAGCACGAGCAGUUCCAACACGCCAUCGAGAAGACCCACCAGAGCGCCCUGCAGGUGCAGCAGAAGGCGGAGGCCAUGCUGCAGGCCAGCCACUACGACAUGGACACUAUCCGGGACUGCGCCGAGAAGGUGGCCUCGCACUGGCAGCAGCUCAUGCUCAAGAUGGAGGACCGCCUGAAGCUGGUGAAUGCGUCCGUGGCCUUCUACAAGACCUCGGAGCAGGUCUGCAGCGUCCUGGAGAGCCUGGAGCAGGAGUACAAGCGGGAAGAGGACUGGUGUGGGGGGGCGGACAAACUGGGCCCCAAUUCCGAGACGGAUCACGUCACCCCCAUGAUCAGCAAGCACCUGGAACAGAAGGAGGCCUUCCUGAAGGCCUGCACGCUCGCGAGGAGAAACGCCGAUGUCUUCCUCAAGUACCUGCACAGGAACAGCGUGAACAUGCCGGGCAUGGUGACCCACAUCAAGGCCCCGGAGCAGCAAGUGAAAAACAUCUUGAACGAGCUCUUCCAGCGGGAGAACAGGGUGUUGCACUACUGGACCAUGCGGAAGCGACGGCUCGACCAGUGCCAGCAGUAUGUGGUCUUCGAGCGAAGCGCCAAGCAGGCCUUAGAGUGGAUCCAUGACAACGGGGAGUUCUACCUGUCCACGCACACCUCCACGGGGUCGAGCAUACAGCACACCCAGGAGCUCCUGAAAGAGCACGAGGAGUUCCAGAUCACCGCCAAGCAAACCAAAGAGAGGGUGAAGCUGUUGAUACAGCUGGCCGACGGCUUCUGUGACAAAGGGCAUGCCCAUGCGGCGGAGAUAAAAAAAUGUGUCACCGCCGUGGAUAAGAGGUACAGAGACUUCUCCCUGCGGAUGGAGAAGUACAGGACCUCUCUGGAGAAAGCCCUGGGGAUCUCCUCCGACUCCAACAAAUCGAGUAAAAGCCUCCAGCUCGACAUCAUCCCCGCCAGCAUCCCCGGGUCAGAGGUGAAGCUUCGGGACGCCGCUCACGAGCUCAAUGAAGAAAAGCGGAAAUCUGCCCGCAGGAAAGAGUUCAUAAUGGCCGAGCUCAUCCAGACGGAAAAGGCCUACGUCCGGGACCUGCGUGAGUGCAUGGACACCUACCUGUGGGAGAUGACCAGCGGCGUGGAGGAGAUUCCCCCCGGCAUUGUCAACAAGGAGCUCAUCAUCUUCGGGAAUAUGCAGGAGAUCUACGAGUUUCACAACAACAUAUUCCUGAAAGAGCUGGAGAAAUAUGAGCAGUUGCCGGAGGACGUUGGACACUGCUUUGUUACCUGGGCAGACAAGUUUCAGAUGUAUGUCACCUAUUGCAAAAACAAGCCCGAUUCCACCCAGCUGAUCCUGGAGCACGCGGGUUCCUACUUUGAUGAGAUCCAGCAGCGGCAUGGAUUAGCCAAUUCCAUCUCUUCCUACCUGAUUAAACCAGUUCAGCGAAUAACCAAGUAUCAGCUCCUUUUAAAAGAGCUGCUGACGUGCUGCGAGGAGGGCAAGGGUGAGAUCAAGGACGGCCUGGAGGUGAUGCUCAGCGUGCCCAAGCGGGCCAACGACGCCAUGCACCUCAGCAUGCUGGAAGGGUUUGAUGAAAAUAUCGAGUCUCAGGGAGAACUUAUCCUGCAGGAAUCCUUCCAAGUGUGGGACCCAAAAACCUUAAUUCGCAAGGGUCGAGAGCGGCACCUCUUCCUUUUUGAAAUGUCCUUAGUAUUUAGUAAAGAAGUGAAAGAUUCCAGUGGGAGAAGCAAAUACCUUUAUAAAAGCAAAUUGUUUACCUCAGAGCUGGGUGUCACAGAACACGUCGAGGGAGAUCCUUGCAAGUUUGCACUGUGGGUGGGGAGAACGCCAACUUCAGAUAACAAGAUCGUCCUGAAGGCGUCCAGCAUAGAAAACAAGCAGGACUGGAUCAAGCACAUCCGCGAGGUGAUCCAGGAGAGGACGGUGCACCUGAAGGGGGCCCUGAAGGAGCCCAUCCAUCUCCCCAAGACCGCUCCGGCCGCCAGGCAGAAGGGCAGGAGGGACGGAGAGGACCUGGACAGCCAAGGGGACGGCAGCAGCCAGCCGGACACUAUCUCCAUCGCCUCCCGCACCUCGCAGAACACGCUGGACAGUGACAAGCUCUCUGGCGGCUGUGAGCUGACUGUGGUCAUCCACGACUUCACGGCCUGCAACAGCACUGAGCUGACCAUCCGCCGCGGCCAGACAGUGGAGGUUCUGGAGCGGCCCCACGACCGGCCCGACUGGUGCCUAGUGCGGACCACAGACCGCUCCCCGGCGGCGGAGGGCCUGGUGCCCUGCGGCUCGCUGUGCAUCGCCCACUCCAGGAGCAGCAUGGAAAUGGAGGGCAUCUUCAACCACAAAGAUUCGCUGUCCAUCUCCAGCAAUGACGCCAGCCCGCCCGCCUCCGUGGCUUCCCUGCAGCCCCACAUGAUGGGGGCCCAGAGCUCACCGGGCCCCAAGCGGCCGGGCAACACCCUGCGCAAGUGGCUGACCAGCCCGGUGCGGCGGCUGAGCAGCGGCAAGGCGGACGGGCACGUGAAGAAGCUGGCCCACAAGCACAAGAAGAGCCGGGAGGUGCGCAAGAGUGCCGACGCCGGCUCGCAGAAGGACUCAGAUGACAGCGCAGCCACCCCACAGGACGAGACCGUGGAGGAGAGGGGCCGGAACGAGGGCCUGAGCAGCGGCACGCUGUCCAAGUCGUCGUCCUCGGGCAUGCAGAGCUGCGGGGAGGAAGAAGGAGAGGAGGGUGCCGACGCCGUGCCGCUCCCCCCGCCCAUGGCCAUCCAGCAGCACAGCCUGCUCCAGCCGGACUCGCAGGACGACAAGGCCUCUUCUCGGCUGUUAGUCCGUCCCACCAGCUCUGAAACACCCAGCGCAGCCGAACUUGUCAGUGCGAUCGAGGAACUGGUGAAAAGCAAGAUGGCGCUGGAGGACCGGCCCAGCUCACUCCUUGUGGACCAGGGAGACAGCAGCAGCCCCUCGUUCAACCCUUCCGACAACUCCCUGCUCUCCUCGUCCUCUCCCAUUGACGAGAUGGAAGAGAGGAAGUCCAGCUCCCUGAAGAGGCGGCACUACGUCUUGCAAGAGUUAGUGGAGACGGAGCGCGACUAUGUUCGCGACCUGGGCUGUGUGGUGGAGGGCUACAUGGCGCUCAUGAAGGAGGACGGCGUCCCCGACGACAUGAAAGGCAAAGACAAAAUCGUGUUUGGCAACAUCCAUCAGAUCUACGACUGGCACCGAGACUUUUUUUUAGGAGAGUUGGAGAAGUGCCUUGAAGAUCCGGAAAAACUAGGAUCCCUUUUUGUUAAACAUGAGAGAAGGCUGCACAUGUACAUAGUUUAUUGUCAAAAUAAACCAAAGUCCGAGCACAUUGUCUCUGAAUACAUUGAUACCUUUUUUGAGGACUUGAAGCAGCGCCUCGGCCACAGGUUGCAGCUCACAGAUCUGUUGAUCAAGCCCGUGCAGAGGAUCAUGAAGUACCAGCUGUUGCUAAAGGACUUCCUCAAGUACUCCAAAAAAGCCAGCCUGGAUACUUCGGAAUUGGAGAGAGCCGUGGAGGUCAUGUGCAUCGUGCCAAAGCGGUGCAACGACAUGAUGACCGUCGGGCGGCUGCAGGGAUUCGACGGUAAAAUCGUCGCCCAGGGCAAGCUGCUCCUGCAGGACACCUUCUUGGUCACAGACCACGACGCUGGCCUCCUCCCCCGCUGCAGGGAGAGGCGGGUCUUCCUCUUCGAGCAGAUUGUCAUUUUCAGCGAACCCCUUGAUAAGAAGAAAGGCUUCUCCAUGCCGGGAUUCCUGUUCAAGAACAGCAUCAAGGUGAGUUGCCUCUGCCUGGAGGAAAAUGUGGAAAACGAUCCCUGCAAAUUUGCUCUGACGUCGAGGACGGGUGACGUGGUGGAGACCUUCAUUUUGCAUUCGUCCAGUCCCAGUGUCCGGCAAGCGUGGAUCCACGAAAUCAACCAAAUUUUAGAAAACCAGCGCAAUUUCUUAAAUGCCCUGACGUCGCCCAUCGAGUACCAGCGGAACCACAGCGGGGGCGCCCCCGGCGGCGGCAACCACGGCGGCGGCCCCCCCGGCGGCGGCGGCGCCCCCAGCGCGGGCCGGAGCCGGCCGUCGCGGAUCCCGCAGCCCGUCCGGCACCACUCGCCGGUGCUGGUGUCCGCCGCCGCGCCGGGCCCGGCGGAGGCGGACAAGAUGUCAGGUACGUGCGCCCCGGGCCCUCCUCCGCCUCCCCCCAGCAGCGGCCCCGCGCCCGAGCCCGGCCGGGCGCCCCCCGCCGCCGCCGAGGGCGCCGAGCCCCCCAGGACGAAGGCCACGGAGCGCGCCCGCCAGCCCAGCCCCGACGGCGGCGCCCGCGAGGACCAGGACGGGCGCGCGCGCGGCCCGGGCGCGCCGGCCCCGGGGAGGCCGCGGCCCGGGCCGCCCCUGGACCCGCCGCCGGCCGCGCCCCGCGCCCAGGAGCCGCCGCCCCGCAGCCCGCCGCAGAAGGGGGGCGCCGUCCGGAGCCCCGCGCCCGCCUCCCCCGCCGGCCGGCCGGGCGCCUUCGCCUUCCCGGGCGACGGCGACGCCCCGCAGCGGCCGGCGCCCCGCGCCGCGGCCCCCGGCAAGGACACCGACCGCAUGAGCACGUGCUCGUCGGCCAGCGAGCAGUCCGUGCAGUCCACGCACAGCAACGGGAGUGAAAGCAGCAGCAGUAGCAACAUCUCCACCAUGCUGGUGACACACGAUUACACGGCAGUGAAGGAGGAUGAGAUCAACGUCUGCCAAGGAGAGGUCGUUCAAGUUCUGGCCAGCAACCAGCAGAACAUGUUUCUGGUGUUCCGCGCCGCCACCGACCAGUGCCCCGCCGCCGAGGGCUGGAUCCCGGGCUUCGUCCUGGGCCACACCAGCGCAGUCAUCAUCGACAACCCCGACGGGACUCUCAAGAAGUCAACAUCUUGGCACACAGCACUCCGUUUAAGGAAAAAAUCUGAGAAAAAAGAUAAGGACGGCAAACGGGAAGGCAAGUUGGAGAACGGUUACCGGAAAUCGCGAGAAGGACUCAGCAACAAGGUAUCUGUGAAGCUUCUCAAUCCCAGCUACAUUUAUGACGUUCCCCCAGAUUUCGUCAUUCCCUUGAGCGAGGUCACGUGUGAGACAGGGGAGACCGUUGUCUUCAGAUGUCGUGUUUGUGGCCGCCCCAAGGCCUCCGUCACCUGGAAGGGCCCUGAACACAACACCUUGAGCAACGACGGCCACUACAGCAUCUCCUACAGUGACUUAGGAGAGGCCGCCCUGAAGAUCGUCGGCGUGACCACCGAGGACGACGGCAUCUACACCUGCAUCGCCGUCAAUGACAUGGGUUCGGCCUCCUCGGCGGCCAGUCUGAGGGUUCUAGGUCCAGGGAGUGAUGGCAUCAUGGUGACCUGGAAAGACAACUUUGACUCCUUCUACAUCGAGGUGGCCGAGCUCGGCAGGGGCAGGUUCUCUGUCGUGAAGAAGUGUGACCAGAAGGGAACCAAGCGGGCAGUGGCCACCAAGUUCGUGAACAAGAAGCUGAUGAAGCGAGACCAGGUCACCCGCGAGCUCGGCACCCUGCAGGGCCUCCAGCACCCCCUGCUCGUCGGCCUCCUGGACACCUUCGAGACCCCCACCAGCUACGUCCUGGUUUUGGAAAUGGCUGACCAGGGGCGUCUCCUGGACUGCGUGGUGCGCUGGGGAAACCUCACCGAAGGGAAGAUCAGGGCUUAUCUGGGGGAGGUUCUGGAAGCCGUCCGAUACCUUCACAACUGCAGGAUAGCACACCUGGACCUAAAGCCCGAAAACAUCCUGGUGGACCAGAGCUCAGCCAAGCCCACCAUCAAGCUGGCCGACUUCGGAGAUGCUGUCCAACUCAACACCACCUACUACAUCCACCAGUUGCUGGGGAACCCCGAAUUCGCAGCCCCCGAAAUCAUCCUGGGGAACCCCGUCUCCCUGACCUCGGACACGUGGAGCGUGGGAGUGCUCACCUAUGUCCUUCUCAGCGGCGUGUCCCCGUUCCUGGACGACAGCGUGGAGGAGACGUGCCUCAACAUUUGCCGACUAGACUUCAGUUUCCCGGAUGACUACUUCCGAGGAGUGAGCCAGAAGGCCAAGGAUUUCGUGUGCUUCCUCCUCCGAGAGGACCCUGCCCAGCGCCCCUCGGCUGCGCUGGCCCUCCAGGAGCAGUGGCUGCAGGUGGGCCACGGCCACGGCAGAGGCGCGGGCGUCCUGGACACGUCCAGACUGACCUCGUUCAUUGAGCGGCGCAAACACCAGAACGACGUUCGACCCAUCCGUAGCGUGAAAAACUUCUUACAGAGCAGGCUUGUGCCUAGAGCCUGACCUUUCCUGCAGCUCUUUCUCAUUCUCUUUCACCUGCCAAGCGGCGGCGCCCUCGCUCUCCGAGAGACCCCCAUGCAGCGGCGGGGGCCGCGCCGUGCUUCGUGUGGAACCGCAUCGGGAACCGCAUCCGGGCGGCCCGGCCGCAGGGUGCCGGUGGAGGACCUUCUCUGACGCGCGCGUCUGUCUUCUAUUCAGGUUUCUGCAAAAAAAAAAAACAAACAAACAAACACAAACGUAAAUAAUAGCUAGAACAUAAAAAGAAACUUUUUUAAAUGAACACGAAUAGAAUUUUGCAAAUUUAGCAUUUUCCAGGAUUUCUUCAAGGAAACGAAACGCCUAUGUGCAACCACUGGUGUUACCGAACCACGCAGGGACCCCGGGGUCUCCUGGCGGCCUCGUCCAGAGCCGGGCUCGCCCGGCCUGCGUGCAUCCCGCCAGGUCACCCGCGAGGCUUCUCCAACGUGCAUCCAACCUCAGACUCGCAUCAAAAUAGAAUGAAUCGUUUUGCUCUGAUGAAAUGUAGGCCUUACUUGUAUAUAGGACUGGUCCUGCCUUCGGUCUCUGGUCUCCCCACCGCCCCCCGGAGCUCGCUGAGGGGGUGGGGGGCCAGAGGGUUGUGCCCUCUAUCCAGGACAGCAGGUGGGUCCUGCCCCGUGGCCCUCUCCCCCCGCGGCCCGCCGCCCCCCCAGCCGCCCAUCAGGUGGCUGCGAGGUGUGGUCAGAUGCAAUGACUGCAAGUGCACUCGUGGGGGGCGGUUUUCUUUCAUAUCAUGUGCAAUGUUGUGGCUUUAACAUUUUAUGCAACUAUUUAUGAAGACCUCUGUUGUACCUGUAAUAAAUAUAUAGAAAAAGCACAUACUUCGUACGGUGAGCUUUAUGGUUUUGUGCGUGGGGGUGGGGGGCGGGGGGGGUCGUAGCCCUGUGCCAUGGAUUCCAGGAGACUGAGCUCUUCGUGAACUUUGUCGGUUUUGAGGACUGUAAAAAGUGAUUUCAUACUCUGAAUAUAAAACUGGAUAAUAGGGUAAUGUUUUCAAAUUUAUUAUGCUAUUAUUCAGAAUGCCAAAGUAUUAUUUUUUUCCCCAAAAUCAGUCUGGACAUUUCCUACUUUUUAGACUUUUUGACGUUCAACUUUCUGUACAAAAAAAUUGGCUGGAUUUUGAGCUUUUUGGUAAGAAAUAAAAGCUAAUUAAGCACUAGCCACCUUGAGGCUGGCUCCAGAUGACCCGGGCACCGCGGCGGGUUUCACGCCAGGGCAGGGAAGGCCGUGCCGCUGGAGAUGGGUUUCUGGGCACGCUCGAAUUUUUUCUGGCUGUCUUUUUAUCUCUGCCUGUGAAACACACCGAGAGAGAACCGCCCGCUUCCCAGCCAGCCAGACACCUGGAUCUUGGGCCACAAACGGGUGUGGUUAAGCUUUGCAGCUUCCAGUGUAUUUUAUUUAUUCUUUUGUUGGGUUUUGUUUGUUUCUUGUAAAAUUGUACAGAAACUUUUUAAAAGAAAUUGGAUUCAAAACUGGAUGUGUAUUCGUAACCUCACAACUUCUGUUUGUGUAUCGUUUCUUUUAUUAUUUCAGUUAAAGUUUUACAUUAUUUUGCAUGUAUAUUUCUUUGUACAGAGACCUUCCAUGUUUACACCGUAUGAUGUGAUGUAAAUAUUUUAUUUUGCCAUCAGUUAUUUUAAAAAAAUAAACGUAUUUGCCUGA
Messenger RNA from Talpa occidentalis (Iberian mole), 10881 nucleotides. RefSeq names its product trio Rho guanine nucleotide exchange factor (gene TRIO). The transcript has 57 exons. Gene Ontology annotation, molecular function: protein kinase activity; guanyl-nucleotide exchange factor activity; protein binding. Gene Ontology annotation, cellular component: cytoplasm. The record is from RefSeq and is a predicted model, not a curated record. Gene Ontology annotation, biological process: protein phosphorylation. NCBI's taxonomy places the organism in Eukaryota, Metazoa, Chordata, Mammalia, Eulipotyphla, Talpidae. The coding region runs from base 1 to 9183 and encodes 3060 amino acids.